AUGACUAUCCUGGUGUCAAGACUGAAGAUGUUUCAGCUUUGGAAACUUGUUCUCUUGUGCGGCCUGCUCAAUGGGGCCUCGGCGUCUGUUCUUGGAGAUUUCAGUGGCACCCUGAGUAAAACUGUGGACAAUCUGAAACCUAUUAUUGAAGGUGAUAAUCUGAAAUCUGUUGUUCAAGGUGAUAACAGUGUGCUUCAAGGUGACAUCCUGAAAAUCAACGACAAACUACAAGAGAUCCAGCAAUCCCAGUCUUUCCUCCAGAUCAAAAACCAGCUUCUGGAUACCACAAACUUGUUGCAAAGUCCCUUGUCUUUGCUGACAGCAAAUGGAAUUCAGCUGAAAAUCACCGACAUUGCCAUGCUGGGUAUUAAACCUGAGUUGUCUGCCAACGGCAAAGACCUCCAGCUGCGAGUCCCACUUACUGCCAAAGUGUCUGUGGUCCUGCCUCUCCUUAAGCAGGUGUUGGACUUGUCAACCACUGUGGAUCUUGUGGGCGGACUCGCAAUUGAAAAGGAUCCCCAGACCAAACAGCUGAAGGUAACCUUGUCAAAAUGCUCCAUUGACUUAGACAAACUCUCCAUCUCCAUACUGAACAGAAUGGGCUGCCGCUCCAAAUUCUCUCUGAGCUUCUUUUCUCACUUUGGGUCCAGUCCGGAGCCCUCCCCCUAG
Messenger RNA from Dipodomys ordii (Ord's kangaroo rat), 669 nucleotides. RefSeq names its product BPI fold containing family A, member 2 (gene Bpifa2). The record is from RefSeq and is a predicted model, not a curated record. Lineage: Eukaryota; Metazoa; Chordata; Mammalia; Rodentia; Heteromyidae. Bases 1 to 669 code for a protein of 222 amino acids. The transcript has 5 exons. Gene Ontology annotation, molecular function: lipid binding.